AUGCUCGCAUGUCUCCUGGACGGGGACGACAUUGUGGAGAGCGAUUAUCGUUUUCUCGUCGAUGGAAGCCUCGCAAAAUACGUGAAAACGGCACCGGGUACAUUUCUCUGCGAUCAUCACGACCGUGCUUUCGAGCCUAUUAUCCUUGGGAAUCUCUUCCCCCAAUUCCCUUCCGGAGACUGGAAUAAUGACCAUGUUGCUCGAGACCCCGCUACAGGGGAACCUUCAUUUGUCAAGACCGAGAUCGUGCAAUUUCCUGGAGUACAGAACUGUUGGCAUCCACGGAGGUUUGACGAGCUCGGUUUUACUCGAAAAGAGCGAUUGAGACAGAGAGUUCACGUUUCGACGCACCCCGAUGUCAACGCUGGUAAACCUGUGCUGGUAAAAUUUGCUGUAUGGCCCUGGGAGGUUCAUUACGUCGAGGCCGAAACUACAGCUUAUGGAUGGCUUCAGAACAUCGAGGUCGUGCCAAAAUUUCUUGGUCACGUUACAGAAGGCAAAGAUGGACGUGUUAUCGGAUUUGUCACAGAGUUCGUUGAAGGCGCAAGACCGGCAGAGCCAAGGGACAUUGAGGGAUGUGAAAAGGCCCUGAAGAAGCUACAUGAACUCGGUAUCAAGAUGGGUGAUACUAACAAGUUCAAUUUCCUGGUCCGCGAUGGUCACAGCGUGAUGAUAGCUGAUCUAGAGGCAGCUGAGCGAGGAUGCUCGCAAGAUGAGCUCGAGGAGGAGAUGAAGGGUCUCAAAGCAUGGCUCGAGGACACUUCUUUCCUGGGUGGACAGUAUAUUAUCAAGGAAUAA
Molecule: messenger RNA, 798 nt
Organism: Fusarium mangiferae
Lineage: Eukaryota; Fungi; Ascomycota; Sordariomycetes; Hypocreales; Nectriaceae
Exons: 1
Coding region: 1-798 (265 amino acids)
Source: RefSeq, a predicted model, not a curated record